This is a messenger RNA of Penicillium lagena, 351 nucleotides long. RefSeq lists its product as uncharacterized. The record is from RefSeq and is a predicted model, not a curated record. The coding region runs from base 1 to 351 and encodes 116 amino acids. The transcript is spliced from 3 exons. Lineage: Eukaryota; Fungi; Ascomycota; Eurotiomycetes; Eurotiales; Aspergillaceae. Gene Ontology annotation, cellular component: mitochondrial membrane. Gene Ontology annotation, biological process: mitochondrial respiratory chain complex III assembly.
AUGUCCCGCGCAGGCAUCUGGCUCAAAAUCCUCGGCGCCGGCAUCGUCGUCUCCGUCGGCGGCCCUCUCUUCGUACAAUCCAUCCGCCCCACAGACGAAGAACUAGUUAAGCGAUACAAUCCAGACCUUCAAAAGCGCAGCGCCGAGCAAGGGGAGCAGCGCGCGCAGGAGUUCGAUGACUAUGUGAAUAAGCUGAAGGAGUGGUCAAAGUCGGAUAAAUCCAUUUGGUACGCAGCGCAACAAGAGCAGGAGUCCAAACAGGCGACGAUGGAUGCGCAGCGCGCUAAGGAAAGUGCGGAUGCGAGAAUACAGCGGGAAGAGAUGCGGAAGGAGUUGCUAGGCAAGAAAUAG